This is a messenger RNA of Juglans microcarpa x Juglans regia, 1022 nucleotides long. Its product is annotated as protein NBR1 homolog. Bases 162 to 782 code for a protein of 206 amino acids. NCBI's taxonomy places the organism in Eukaryota, Viridiplantae, Streptophyta, Magnoliopsida, Fagales, Juglandaceae. The transcript has 2 exons. The record is from RefSeq and is a predicted model, not a curated record. Gene Ontology annotation, molecular function: protein binding.
GUUCUUUUAUAUAUCCUAUGUCUGCCUUCUAAUCGCUAAGAAGCCAGACUAUUAUUUUAACUUUUCUUUUAGUUGUAUUCAGGGCUAGCUAGAGCGUGUUGGGCGUUGCGAGGAAUUAAAUAUUUCUGCUUUGCAGCUCACUUGGACGCUGUUUCUGAGCAAUGGAGACGAAGAUGAUCAAGAUUAAAUUUGGAGAUACUCUCAAGCGUAUGAAAGUAGAUUAUGAUUUCUACGGACAAGUGGAACUUGAUAUGACUGAAUUGAGGGAAAAGAUCCAUCGUAUGUUUAAUAUCCCUGCUGAUGCUGACUUUAUCUUGACAUAUGUUGACGAAGAUGGUGAUGUCGUAACACUUACUGAUGAUGAUGAUCUGUCUAAUGCGUUUAGACAGUGCAUGAAAGUAGUGAAGAUCAAUGUCCAACUGAGCAACAACAAAUUAGGUGUUGACUCCUAUGCUCAAUCUGGUGGAAGCAGCAUUUCUACCCAACGUCCUACUUCUCUUCAAACCCAGCAUCCAUAUCCGAAGAUCAAAACCGGUGUUGUUACUGAGGUUUCAAAAUCUGUGCUGCAACAGCUCCGGGAAGCACUUCUGCUACAUGAAGCAGUUUCAAAGAUUUCGGAGGAUAUAAUUUCUACAGCAGUCUCUGAUCCAGUGCUUGUUGAUUUAAUAUCAAAGACCACACAGACCUACCUCAAUUAUCUGGAUUCACAAACACAUUCUCGUAUGGAUUCAACAACGCAGAAUGUUGAUCAUGACGAGGGGGACGAAGGUGGGUGCCAAUGAACCGUGCAAGAGUUUGGUUUUACGCUAGCUGACAGAAAACAACAAAUCCAAUGAAUAUCAAGCUGCGUACGUGCUGUAAUAGAUCUCACAGUGGGAAGAAGGAUUAAGUUCAAGGCCCUUGGGCCUUUACCAUAUGGUAUAUUACCAUUACUAUUAUAAGUUAAUGCACUAUAUAUAUAUAUAUAUAUAUAUAGUAGAAACUUGGUGUUUGUAAUUAUGUAAUGAUUUGCUUUUUCUCAA